GCAGGAGGCCAGGGCCCGCCCCACACAGCCACCCUCACUCAGAGCCGCCACAGGGGCACAGCCUCAUCAUCCCAGAGGAGCCACUGAGCAAGUAAUGGGGCAAGGAAGGUGGCAAGGAAAUCCUGAAGAGUGGGGAGCCAGGCGAGGGCUGUGAGGGGGCCAGGGAGAGAGGCUUGAGGAGACAGACCCACAUAGGUAAAGGAGGACUGGGGAACUAGGUGCAAAAAGAAGAGACUCCUAAAGAGAGGAGAGCGGAAAGGAGAGAGGGAGGAAGAGAAAGAGGAGUGGGGGAAGGAUCAGGAGGGGGCGUGAGGCUCUGCACAACGUUUCUGGCAGGCAGGAAGCUGGGGUGGGGAAGGGGGACAGGGGUUCUCUAUCCUUGUGGGUGGAGGUAGCUCUUUCCUGAGGAGCGUCAAGAUUCCCCUGGGACUGAGGCAGAAGCAGCCAGCUGGGCUGGGAUGUGCAGCUGAGGCCGGGCACCGAGUGGAGCCUCCCCAGCAUGGCCCCCACCUCACUCUGGAGCUGUUGCCUCUGCUGCCUGCUGGCUGGGGCAGCCUGGGCUGCCAGCUACCCACCCCGGGGCUACAGCCUCUACACUGGGGGCCGUUCCCUCAGUCCUGGGGGGCCACAGGCUCAGAGUGCCCACCGCCCAGCUAGUCGCCACAGGAACUGGUGUGCCUACGUGGUCACUCGGACAGUAAGCUGCGUGCUGGAAGACGGGGUGGAGACCUUUGUCAAACCCGACUACCAGGCCUGUGGUUGGGGCCAGCCCCAGUGUCCCCGAACUAUCACGUACCGCAGCUUCCUCCGCCCUCGAUACAGAGUAGCCUAUAAAACAGUAACGGACAUGGAAUGGCGCUGCUGCCACGGUUUUGGGGGCGAGGACUGUAGCGAGGGGCCAACCCCGGCCCUGGGCACCACAACUCCCCAUCCUCGGCCUCAUCUAGCCCGUCCCAAUCUCUCGGGGUCCAGUGCUGGCAGUUACCUGAGUGGGCUUGGAGGAGAAGGUCCUGGGGACUCUGAGAAAUUGAAGCAACUGGAGGAGAAAGUACAAAGCAUGUCAAAGGACCUGCAAGGGCUCCAGAGCACCCUGCAGGGCCUGAGUGGACGCCUGGCUGAGGAUAUCCAAAAGGCUGUAGAGAAGGCAUUUAAUGGAAGACACCCACCUGCUGAUGCGGCUGUGCAACCUGGGGUGCAAGAGACCCUCAAUGAGAUUCAGCGCCGGCUACAGCUUUUAGAUAAUCGCAUCUCCACCCAUGAUAGGGAAUUGGGUUUGUCCCACAACAGAGGUGGUGCUCUGGGCCCUGACCUGGUCAACCCAUCGCCAGCAGAGAAGCUUUUUCAGGAGAUGGAGCAGAGGCUGCAGGAAUCCUGCUCCAGUUGCAUGGAUGGACUGGAUGACUUCCGCCGGCAAUACCAGGAGGACCAGGAACGCCUCCAUGAGUUGGAGAAACUCCUUAGUUCUGUAGAGCAACAACAGAGGGAAGCUAGGGAGGAGCUGCACCAGCGGCUGGCAGGGGGCUGGGAGCUUCCUCCUGGCUGCUGCGCUCCUGAGCUUGGCCAGAGGCUGGGGGAUGUGGAGCGUCAGCUGGAUGUGGUGGCUGGCUCUGUGCAUGUGCUGAGUGGUCGGAGAGGGGGAGAGCUCGAGGGUGCAGCUGGGCAGGGAGGCCACCCCCCUGGCUAUACCAGUUUGGCCACUCGUCUCUCAUGGCUGGAAAAUCAGUUCAAUUCUACCUUGGGCCCAACUGAGAGGAUGGAAGGUGGCCACCCUGUCCUAGGAGGCGUGGGCCACUGGCUUCAGGGAGCCAAGGGACAGCUCACUAGGCUAGAACAAAGACUAACCAAUUUGAGCCAAGAACUAGACUCCCGGCUCCACGUACUAGAGGAGCGGGUAGAAGGGGCAGUGCAGGCCUGUGGGCAGCUCUGCACAGUUUAUCCAGGGACCCAAGAUUCACAAAUCAGUGCCAUCCUCAGUGACUUGGAGCGGAGGAUCUUGGACAAUGAGGGUCAACUGAGGCUGGUAGGUUCCAGUUUACACAAGAUGGGAGUGGCUGGAGAGGCUUUACAGGCAGCUCUAGAUGGACUGGAAGGGGAACUGGGGAGGAUGAAGGAUCAACUGGGUAUGCAAGGUGAAGGGCCUGGGGACUUUCUACUUCAGUUGAACCAAACAACUGGGAGAGUGACCCAGUUGGAGGAGAAGAUGCAGCAGGCUAGGGGAAGGAAUUGCCUGGGUUGCAGUGAACUCCAAGAAGAGUUAAACCGGUUAAGAGAAGGAGUGGAACACUGUUCCUGCCCUUUAUUGCCCCCAGGAGACCCUGGGAACAGUGCAGGAGUGGGGGGGCCUGGGCGGGGCCCACUGGAUGGGUUUAGUGUUUUUGGGGGCAGUUCUGGUGCAGCCCUUCGGGCAAUGCAAGGAGAACUCUCAGAGGUUAUCCUCACCUUCAGUUCCCUCAAUGAUUCAGUGAGGGAGUUACAGACAGCAGUGGAGGGUCAGGGGGCAGACCUGGCUGACCUGGGGGUCACCAAGGAUAGAAUCAUCUCUGAGAUCAACCGACUGCAACAGGAGGCCACAGAGCACGCCACGGAGAGUGAAGAACGGCUGCGCAUUCUAGAAGAAGGGCAAACCCAAGUCGGACAGUGCCCAAACCUCGAGGGACGCCUGACUCGGAUUGAAGGCAUAUGUGAGCGACUAGACACAGUGGCUGGAGGACUUCGAGGGCUUCGAGAGGGGCUUUCAAAUCAUGUGGCUGGACUCUGGGCUGGCUUACGAGAAACCAACAGCACUAGCCAAAACCAAGCUGCCCUGCUGGAGAAACUGCUGGGUGGCCAAGCUGGCCUGGGCCGAAGGCUAGGAGCCCUUAACAGUUCUCUGCUUCUCCUGGAAGAACAGCUGCAACAGCUCAGCCAAAAUGACCUCUCUGGGCCAGCAGGGGAGAUUGGGCCACCAGGCCCUGCUGGAAAGCAGGGACCUCCAGGUCCUGUGGGACCUCCUGGACCACCUGGCAAAGAUGGCAAAGAAGGACCCAUCGGACCACCAGGUCUCCCGGGCGAACAGGGUCUGGAAGGAGCAGCGGCAGUGCCUACACCUCGAGUGUCGUUCUCCGCCGCCCUGAGCUCGCCACGCGCAGAACCAGGCACAGUCGCCUUUGACAAGGUCUUACUCAACGACGGAGGCUGCUAUGACCCGGAGACGGGCGUCUUCACCGCGCCCCAGGCGGGCCGCUACCUGCUGAGCGCCGUGCUCACCGGGCACCGUCACGAAAAGGUGGAGGCCGUGCUGUCCCGCUCCAACCAGGGCGUGGCCCGCAUCGACUCGGGCGGCUACGAGCCCGAGGGCCUGGAGAAUAAGCCCGUGGCGGAGAGCCGGCCCAGCUCGGGCGCCCUGGGGGUCUUCAGCCUGAUCCUGCCUCUGCAGGCCGGAGACACGGUCUGCAUAGACCUGGUGCGGGGGCAGCUGGCGCACUCGGAGGAGCCGCUGACGCUCUUCAGCGGAGCCCUGCUUUACGAGGACCAGCACUCCGACAGCGACUAGGACCCCCCAGGCCGGCUUAGCCCCGGCCCGGCGCGGGGGGCUGCCGCCUGUCGGCCCCCUCUGCGCUCCCCGCGGCAGAAAGCUCUCCCAGACUGACCGGCCAGCACGGCCUCAGGCGCCCGUGACCUUGGGGACCCUUCCCCUGCAGGGCCGGGCACCCGCCCCCAGUGCGAGGCCCCGGGCUGGCGGGGCCCGCCUCUCCCCACUCCCCCAGCCCCCUCCUCUCUCCUCCCUCCCUCCCUCCCUCCCAGUACUAAACGAUUCAGGAAUAAAGGGGGUCUUUUUUUUAAUAAAA
Molecule: messenger RNA, 3827 nt
Organism: Sarcophilus harrisii (Tasmanian devil)
Lineage: Eukaryota; Metazoa; Chordata; Mammalia; Dasyuromorphia; Dasyuridae
Gene: EMILIN1
Product: elastin microfibril interfacer 1
Exons: 8
Coding region: 500-3532 (1010 amino acids)
Molecular function (GO): extracellular matrix constituent conferring elasticity; protein binding
Source: RefSeq, a predicted model, not a curated record